Phycodurus eques (leafy seadragon) is the source of this 3257-nucleotide messenger RNA. RefSeq names its product acyl-CoA-binding domain-containing protein 5-B-like. The transcript is spliced from 14 exons. Gene Ontology annotation, biological process: autophagy of peroxisome; fatty acid metabolic process. NCBI's taxonomy places the organism in Eukaryota, Metazoa, Chordata, Actinopteri, Syngnathiformes, Syngnathidae. The record is from RefSeq and is a predicted model, not a curated record. The coding region runs from base 577 to 2034 and encodes 485 amino acids. Gene Ontology annotation, molecular function: fatty-acyl-CoA binding.
GGGAAGCCUGCGAUGCACGAAAGCCGCUACGAAGUCGCAGCAACUACGUUAAAAAAAAACAAAGAAAAAAAGAAAACAGCAAAGAUUGGCUCAGAUAAUAAUAAUAACAAUACUAAUUUGCCUUUGAUCGUAAUGCUGUUUGAUUUGGUUUAGUUAAUUGAACUAUAUAGCGUGUCGCUGGCGUUCCCAAACAGCACUGCGUCAAUGCACUACAUUUCCCAUCAAUGACUGCGGUUUAAAGCCCCCUUUCCCAAGGCAUUGUGGGACUCAAGCUCAUUUGCCAAAAAAACGACUACAUUUCCCAUAAAUGACUGCGGUUUAAAGCCCCCUUAUCCAAGGCAAAAAGAAAAGAAAAAAGAAAGAACUAGCUGAUAGUACCGUAUUGUAGGUCUCCUACUUUGGUUCCUCCGAGCGGAGAUUCAUUUGAAUAUUUCGCAAAUAUUCAAGGAGUAAAGGAGUACAUUUUACGGGGAGUUACAAAAUAGGUCACAUACAUUCUUACGAGCUUUUCAGUUCGACAAAGCGGCUUUCAAAUAGGAGGCGAGGAGGACGCUCGCGUUGUCGUCGACGGUCACCAUGGCGCCCGACGGAGAGGACCGACAAACCCUGCGGGCGAAAUUUGCUGCUGCGGUUCAAGUGAUCCGGAGCUUGCCCAAACAAGGUCCUUUCCAACUGUCAGACGACAUGAUGCUGAUGUUUUCUAGUUACUAUAAGCAAGCCACCGUGGGGCCUUGCACCUUUACGAGACCAACUGGUUUCUGGGAGUCACGUGAAAAAAACAAAUGGGAUGCAUGGAGCUCUUUAGGAAACAUGACAAAGGAGGAAGCCAUGAAGAAUUAUGUUGAACACAUCCAGCCGAUUUUGGAGACCAUGCCAAUCUCAAGUGAGGUUUCUGACUUGGUGCGGCAGCUUGGCGACUUCAUCAUGGAAGAGGAAGAGGACGAGGAAGAGGAUGGGGCUGAGGAGAAUGAGCUGGACAGAAGAGCUUUCGCAGCGCAAGCAGAGCUGUUCAAGCCAAAGAAACCUGCAAUGGAAGGCUACGGAGAUCUGUGGGAUGAUAUACAAAACUUUCAAGAAGAAGAAAGUGGCACGAGUUUUAGCAGACAGGAAGCGGUAGGAUGCGACGGUGGUCGUGAACAUCUGAGAAAAAAUGAAAGUAGUGACGACGACGAAGACGAGCCGGAUGGAAAAGAGCGGAGCCCGGGGUCGAGGCGGCACACAGCGCAGGACACGGGGUGGCGGCGUUACGCCGGAGGAUCCAGCGGCAGCUCGGAGCCCGGCGUGUCGUCGUUGACCAACGGGACUCACAGCUCCCUGAACAGUGCGGCGGAGGAGGAGGAGCUGGCCUACUCCAAAGAGCUCAGCACGUGCAGCCCCGUCUGCAAGCACUUUCAUGGGCACUUGACAGAUCACACUGAUGCUGGUAAGAAGAGCUGCCACUUGGCAGACUCUGAUAAUGAGGAGUUCUGUGAUUCAAUGGAUCAUCCCGCCAUAGAGAAGAUUGUGUCUGCACCCAAAAUCCAGCCAGGUGGAUCAACACCUGCUUUGGUGAAGGAGCAAGAUCUUUGGUUUGAGAGCUCCUCCACACUUAAAGCAGAAGACUGUUCACUCCGAGGAGAUUCUUACCAUAGAGAACCUCACAAGUUUGUUCGAGAUUGUCAGUCACCGAAGACCGCUGGCAGUUCUCAGCAGCGGUUCUGCACCUGUAACAGUGUGUCACAAUGCACUCGUCCCAGCAGCAAGGCUUCUUGGGGGAACGUCAAUGAGCAAAUAGUUGCGGCUCUUGUGAGAUUGCAGGACGACAUGGCCGAUGUGCUGCGUCGGCUGCGCGCUCUAGAGGGCCUCACUGCGGCACAGUCAAGAUCAUCAUCAAGGUGUGCGGAUGCUCCACCUGCAGCACAAAAGUUUUUGACACCAUCUUGGUGGCCGUUUGACCGUUCCCCAAUUACCGUUGCGGUGACAGCACUUUGGCCUGCAGUUGCAUAUGGUCUGGUCCAGCUUUUUUCACAGCGAAAGAGACGGAAAAUCACUUGAAUGAAUCAUUGCAUUUCAUCAUCAUGACGCCUGGGUGAAAUAGCUGCACUCCUCUUUCUCUGCCAGAUGAAGCGUCAUGGAGGAAAUAUGGUUAGGAAGUGAACAUGGAAGAAAAAAAAGUUCAGGUUUGAACAGUUUGGGAGUGCUUGAGGAAUCAUCACUCAAUGUCAGCACCACAGCACAUUAUCGCUGAUCAGAGGAACAGAGAAAAAACGACAAAUUCUUUUGUCCUAGAGGAUAUCUGGUUUUUAUUCUUUCAAUUCUCUCAAGGGAACCAUACACUGACAUAUUUGUAAACAACUAUGUAAGAUUUCUCCUUUAUGAUUAUGUUCAAUGGAAGAAAGUAAAUACAAUCUUCAUGUGCAAUUUUACUUCUUAUUUAAUUGUCAGUUGCAUAGUCAAAAGUGAACACGUAUACAUCAUCAAUUGUUUUGUCUUCUGGUUGAUUCAUGCUUUUUACACAGGUGGUCCGAGUUAAAGUAACAUAGUGGCUGUGUUUGCCAGUUUGAGUGGGGUAUCCUGACUGGCAAUGGACCACUUUCAUCGACUUUAUAAAAGUGUGUACAACACAUUAUAAUAAUAAAGAGAAACUGUUGCGUGUACUUUCUUUUACUAUUGUAAAAGAUCCAUGUACUGUAGCUAAUAUUAGACUCUCGCCACUGCAAGAACGGGUGGGCUCGACUCUUGAUUUGAACAUGGAUUAUAAAUGUUCUGUGUUUGCAUGUUCCUUCUGUGGAGUCUUUGGUUCAUUUUACACUUAUAGGAACGGGAGUGGGAAUGGCUCCAGUCUGUCGGUCUUUAAAAUAGAUGGAGGUUUAUAUUUGCUGCUCAAUUACUCUACUUUGCCUUUUUUUUUUUGUAGGCCAGCUACCGCUGCACAACCGCAGUUAUGGGGGGGGAACGAUUAGACCACCAUGUUUAGGUAUAUUACCUGAAGAAUAGAAUGAACGUGACAAAAUAUAGCAGAUUCCAUAAUACUUGAUGUCCUAUUUUACAUGCUUAGGCUUCAUUGUAUAUCAGUGAUUACUAUCGGGGAAAUCGUACGAAAUGGCUAGAUAUCAGGCUCUUAAACUCUUUAUUUUUGCUAUGUAUGUUGUCAUGAUAUUUGUUCAAACAAGUGUACCUUCAGUUGUAAACGCUUAGGAGAAGAAUAUUAUUGUCUGUGCCUUUAUUGAUUGUAAUUCCAAUAAUAAUCGUGUUCAUCUAUUGACGAAUAUGUGAAG